Molecule: messenger RNA, 4660 nt
Organism: Rhinichthys klamathensis goyatoka
Lineage: Eukaryota; Metazoa; Chordata; Actinopteri; Cypriniformes; Leuciscidae
Product: centrosomal protein of 164 kDa-like
Exons: 28
Coding region: 207-4640 (1477 amino acids)
Molecular function (GO): protein binding
Source: RefSeq, a predicted model, not a curated record
CCAUGUUCCUCUCUGGUUGCUGUGAUGGAGACGAGGCGCUUUGGAUUUUAAACUUUCUGUUUUAAAUGUAAAAAAUCCUCCGAAAUACUCAAUAUCACACAUAAAGCAUCAGAGCUGUACAAUCACAAGAUGUUUUAAAAACACUGCAGAACUGAGGGUGCCCGUGCCCGCCCCAGUGCGCGCGCUCCUGUCACGCCGCCGUCACCAUGGCGACCACGGGAUUGCGCAUCGGAGAUCAGCUGGUGCUGGAGGAAGACUAUGAUGAAAACUACAUCCCUUCUGAGCAAGAGAUCAAUGAGUACGCCGCCGAGAUCGGCAUCGACCCGCAGCGCGAGCCGGAGCUGCUGUGGUUGGCCAGAGAGGGGAUGGUGGCGCCGCUGCCCGACGAGUGGAAACCAUGUCAGGACAUCACCGGUGAAGUCUACUACUUCAACUUCUCCACGGGUCAGUCCACGUGGGAUCACCCCUGUGACGAGCAGUAUCGCCAGCUAGUGGUGCAGGAGCGCGAGCGCACACAACACAGCAGAACCGCUCCGCCCGCGGCCAACGCUGCCGUGGGGAAGGACAAGGAGAAGGAGAAGAAGAAGAAGAAAGACAAGAAGAAGAAGAAGGAGAAGAAGAAAGACCCGGAGGGAGUCAGAGCUCCAGGGAUGUUGGCUCCUCUCGCUCCUCUGCGGGGUCUGUCUGAGGCUCCUGUCACUCCUCUCAGAGGGUCUCUGGGCGUCUCAUCUGGACUCCAGCCGCUUAAAUCCUCUCUAGGGUCUGUCGUGUCAAGCUCCACUGCUUUCAGAAGUGCUGAGGAAGACGAGGAGAUCUCAGAGGAAGAGAGGCCGCUAGAUUCAGUCGGACUGCUGAAGAACCUCCACCUGGAUCUGGAUGCUCUGGGAGCGGGACUGCAGUAUGAGGACAGUGAGGUCAGUGGGACAGUUCCUCCUGAAGAAAGAACAGAACCUGAACUACAGGAUUUGGGUUUAUCGAGGGAUCACAGUCCAGAACCGCCUUCAGAGGACUCGUUGCGUGGACGUCUCCUCCCCUCCACAGCCGCUUCAUGCCCUCUGACCUCAGACGCUGCGGAAGACCAGCCGCUGAUCGAAGGCAUGAGUGACGGUGUGCAGGAGGAGAAACAGUCCGAUGAAGAGAAGAGCGAAGAGAUCGAUGAGCAGAUCGAGAGAUUCAGCCAGACCGAGGAGAGAACCGAAGAACAGAGAGAUCAGACGGAGAGUGAAGAUGAUGAAAACAAGCCUAGAGAAGAACAGGAGAAAGACAGUGAAGUACAGGCAGAGAGAAGCGUUUCCUGUGAAGAGGAGGAGGAAGAGAGGCUUUCAGAACACAGUGAAAGAGAGGAAAAUAAACAUGACACUCAGAGCGACAGAGACAGCGAGGAGAUCGAGCGCUUUCAGAAGGACAGCCCUCACAUAGAAAAAGGAAAAGAACAGAGGCAAGAGAAAGGCGAGAUCAACAGUGAGGAAGAGGUAGAGAGAAGUGUUUCCCAUAUGGAGGAGGAAGAGAGGCUUUCAGAACACGGGGAAACUGAGGAAGAUGAGCAUAAAGAAGAGCAGAGAGAGAGUGAAGGAUGCGGGAUCAGCGACACUCAGAGCGACAGAGACAGCGAGGAGAUCGAGCGCUUUCAGAAGGACAGCCCUCAAAUGACACACUUUAAAACAGGGAAGUUUGUGCCUCAGUGGAAUCCAGUGUGCAGUGAGGAAUCUGAAGCUGGUGAAGCAGCAGCGGCAUCGCUCUCAUCCGCUGAUGAUUUGCAGGCUGGUUUUCACUCCAAACUCUCAGAGAAUGUGUUUGAUCUGCUGGAUCUGACGCCUGCAGUGGACAGGAAGGAAGAGGAGGGAGAGGCAGACGUGGACAGCUGUGUGGACGUCUCUGUCUCUGCAGACAGGCGUCUGCAGUCCCAGUCCGACGUCUCCUCGCCCGCUGAUGACAUCAGCAGAGCAUCACAUGACCAGAGACCGCCGACGGCCCGCGGCCGAACCCACACCAGUGAUCAGGAGAAGAGACGAGAAGCUCAGGAGGAUGAAGAGCAGCGUGAGCGGGAUGAAGAGGAGAGAAGACGGAUGGAGGAGGAGAAGAACAGACUGAUGGAGGAGGAGAAGACCAGACUGAUGGAGGAGGAGAAGACCAGACUGAGGGAGGAGGAGAAGACCAGACUGAGGGAGGAGGAGAAGACCAGACUGAUGGAGGAAGAGAAGAACAGACUGAUGGAGGAGGAAAAGACCAGACUGAGGGAGGAGGAGAAGAACAGACUGAGGGAGGAGGAGAAGAACAGACUGAUGGAGGAAGAGAAGAACAGACUGAUGGAGGAGGAGAAGAACAGACGCAUGGAGGAAGAGAAGAACAGACUGAUGGAGGAGGAAAAGAAAAGACUAAUGGAGGAAGAGAAGAACAGAUUGAUGGAGGAGGAGAAGAACAGACUGAUGGAGGAGGAGAAGAGACGAGAAGCUCAGGAGGAUGAAGAACAGCACAAGUGUGAUGAAGAGGAGAAAAACAGACUGAGACUGCAGCUGCUCAGACAAGCGCUGAUGAAGGACGAGGAAGACGAGGAGCGCCGGAUGAAGGAGGAGAGCGCCGAGCAGCUGAGGGUUUUGAAGGAGCAGAUACUUAAAAACAGACGAGAUGAGGAGGAGCGAUUAAACAACGACACGCACACACAACUACAAAAUCUAAGAUCUGAGAAUGAGGUGAGACUCCAGGAGCUGCGCUCAGAGCUGGAGGCGGAGCAGGAGAGGGCGGAGACUCAGAGGAGGCGGGGUCUCGAGCGCCUGAGGGAGGAGUUAGAGGAGGAGCUCCAGGCAGAGAGGAGGCGGCUACAGGACAAGAAGGAGGAGCAGCUGACCUCCAUCAAAACACAGGCUAAACUGAGUGACUCUCAGAAGAAUUCAAGGAGUCCACGACCAGAACAACCUUUAGCCGAGUACCAGAGAGAGCUCACAGAUGUCCUGCAGGAAGUUCGUGAGGAAGUUGAGAGAGAUCACAGGAAGAAACUAGAACAACUGAAGGAGGAACAUCGACAUGAACUACAGAACCUCAGAGAAACACACCUGGAGCGGGAGAGCAGGGAGAGGGAGCGUCUGCUGAACUCUCUUCAGGAGGAGAGAGACACUCUAAUGUCUACACACACAACACAACUACACAAACUACAGCACACGCUGGACACACAACUGCAGGAGAUGCGCAGGACACACUCACUGAAGGAGACAGCGUUACAGGAGUGGAUGGAGAAGCUGGAAGUACAAACCAAAGAACUUCAAACUCAAGAGGCAGAACUUCAGUCAAAGGCAUCAGAAUUGAAGAAGAGCAGACAGCAGCUGUGUGAGGAAGAGGAGGAUAUUCAGAGAGGAUUAGAGUCUCUCCCUCGGCUGCUGAAGGAGCGGGACGAGCUCCACGAGGAGCUGCAGCGGAUGAGAGCAGAUCUUCAGAGAGAGAGACAGGAGAGAGAGAGACAGAGAGAGGAGAACAGCAGGAUGAUGGAGGAGAGACACCAGCUGGAGACGAGGGUCACACUCCUGCAGGACAGAUGUGAACAGCUCAGCUCCAGAGUCAGUGAGCUGGAGCAGAGCGGCAGAGCGGAGAGAGAGGAAGAGCAGCAGAAGAAGAGCAGGAGGAAGAGCGAGAGCGGCCUGCGCUUGGAGGACCUCGAGGCAUCAGUGCUGCGCUCAGGAGACGCCAGCGACAGCAGCGUAGACCAGUACGUUGUGAGGCAGUAUAUGUGGAAUGAGAGCGUGUCUCUCCUCAGGGCUCGGCAGUUUCUGGAGCGGCAGAGCGUUCAGGUGUCGGACCGACAGGCAGCGCUGCGGGCAGCUCACAGCAGUCUGAAGGACCCCUCGCCCGGGACCUCCACACAGCAGCUCUACCACAACCUGCAGCAGGAGGGGAGGGAUCUAGCCGAGCUGAGGGAGACGCUUCACAAGGGCCAAACGCUACUGAAAGAAAAAGAGGAAAAACUUAACCAGCUCGAAACUUCACUGACUGAAGAGGUGUCAUGUGAGGACGCUGAGAGGUCAGCUGAUCGAAAAGUGACGUUUGAUGUCACCGAGUCAGAGAUGAGCAGCAUCUACAGCCCGGAGGGAACAGUUCCAGUGAAGGUGCAGCAGUUGGCCGACUCUCUGCAGCUGAUCUCAGGUCAGCUCAAUUCUGUGUUAGGAGCUUUGGGUUCACUGACCCACAAACAGGCUCCGCCCACUCUGACCACACCUCUACCACCCCGUCCCUCGUGGGCGUGGCCUGUAAACUCCUCCCCCUCGCUGUCCAACGGACUCACACACAGACCCACAGACUCGCUGCAGAACCGCUGGUCGGGCCUGAGCACAGGUGAGACACACACACACACACACACACGUCAUCACCUACAGCAUCAUCUGAACAUCAUCUCUGUUUCCACAGAAACCAGCAGAGCUCACAUGACCUACUCAGGAUACACACCGCCAAGUCUGUCAAGUCUGCGUCCAUCAGCAGAGGUGGACGGUCAGCGGCUGCAGGGUCUGAUUGAAGGAAACAAACGCUGGCUGGAAGCUCAACGGAAGAACCGCAACAUUCCUCUCUUCCCAAACCUCAGGACCGGGUCCAGCAGCGCUGGGUUAGUUCAGCUCAGCCUGGACGACAACAACCAGAUUAAAGUCCAUCAUUACUGAAGCAGCUCGAAUACACACAC